This is a messenger RNA of Akanthomyces muscarius, 333 nucleotides long. RefSeq lists its product as uncharacterized. The record is from RefSeq and is a predicted model, not a curated record. Gene Ontology annotation, molecular function: zinc ion binding; DNA-directed RNA polymerase activity; nucleic acid binding. Gene Ontology annotation, biological process: DNA-templated transcription; termination of RNA polymerase III transcription. Gene Ontology annotation, cellular component: RNA polymerase III complex. The coding region runs from base 1 to 333 and encodes 110 amino acids. The transcript is spliced from 2 exons. Lineage: Eukaryota; Fungi; Ascomycota; Sordariomycetes; Hypocreales; Cordycipitaceae.
AUGCUUCUCUUUUGCCCCCAUUGCGCCAACAUCCUCACCGUCUCCCGCACCAACCAGGGCACCAACCGCCUCGAGUGCCGCACCUGCCCGUUUGAGCACACCAUCACGGAGCCCGUCUUCUCACGGCGCGUCUACGAGCGCAAGGAAAAGGAGGACGUCUUUGGCGGGCCCGGCGCCUGGGACAAUGCGCAAAAGGCCCGCGUGCAGUGUCCCGCCGAGGCCUGCGACGGCCUCGAGGCCGCCUUUUACCAGGUCCAGAUCCGCAGCGCCGACGAGCCCAUGACGAGCUUCUACAAGUGCAUGGCCUGCGGCCAUCGGUGGAGGGAAAAUUAG